Meyerozyma guilliermondii ATCC 6260 is the source of this 1083-nucleotide messenger RNA. RefSeq names its product dihydroorotase (gene URA4). The coding region runs from base 1 to 1083 and encodes 360 amino acids. The transcript has a single exon. Gene Ontology annotation, biological process: 'de novo' pyrimidine nucleobase biosynthetic process; pyrimidine nucleotide biosynthetic process. The record is from RefSeq and is a predicted model, not a curated record. Gene Ontology annotation, cellular component: cytoplasm. Lineage: Eukaryota; Fungi; Ascomycota; Pichiomycetes; Serinales; Debaryomycetaceae. Gene Ontology annotation, molecular function: dihydroorotase activity.
AUGACCACCGAAAUUGAUUUGGGCAUUACUGCCGAUAUGCAUGUCCAUCUUCGGGACGGCAGAAUGAUGGAGCUUAUAACGCCAACCGUCAGAGAAGGAGGUGUUUCCAUUGCUUAUGUGAUGCCCAAUUUGGUGCCUCCCAUUACAACCUUAAAACAGGUUAUUGAUUACAAGAAAAAGUUGCAACAGUUAGCACCCAAGACCACAUUUCUCAUGUCUUUCUAUCUCAGUAAAGAGCUCUCUCCCGAACUCAUUCAUGAGGCAGCAAAAUUAGGUGCUAUUCAUGGAGUGAAAUGCUACCCUGCUGGAGUCACUACCAACUCGUCUGCUGGUGUGGAUCCCAAUGACUUUACUCCAUUUUACCCCAUUUUCAAAGCGCUCGAGGAGGAAAAUCUCGUAUUGAAUCUUCACGGAGAAAGACCACCCAGUAAAGAUGACGGUGAAGAUAUUCACGUAUUAAAUGCUGAGCCACUCUUUUUACCAGCACUUCGAAAAUUGCAUGAAGACUUUCCACGACUCAAGAUCAUCUUGGAACACUGUACCACGAGGGCUGCCAUUGAGACGAUCGAGGAUAUAAACAAGAACUACAAAGAAGGUGAUGACAUCAAAGUUGCAGCAACGAUUACUGCGCACCAUCUUCUGCUCACUAUUGAUAACUGGGCAGGAAAUCCCAUCAAUUUCUGCAAGCCGGUGGCCAAACUACCUGACGACAAGAGAGCAUUAGUUGCAGCCGCUACUUCAGGAAAACCAUAUUUCUUUUUUGGAUCGGAUUCGGCACCUCAUCCCAUAGACGCAAAAGCUCGUCAUGUCGGAGUAUGUGCCGGAGUCUACACCCAGUCACACGCCAUCUCCUACGUUGCCAGCAUCUUUGAAAAACACCAGGCACUCGACAACAUCAAAGGAUUUGUGGCAGAUUUUGGAAAAAAGUUCUACGAAAUAGAGGAAAAAGAUGUCGUAAACCACGACCACUGUGUGCUCGUUAAGCGAGAAAUUACAGUGCCCCAAGUAAUUGGUGCGGACGGUUUGAACGUUGUUCCAUUCUUGGCGGGUGAAGCACUUCAGUGGUCUGUGCAGUGGAAGUAA